This is a messenger RNA of Rhagoletis zephyria (snowberry fruit fly), 1929 nucleotides long. Lineage: Eukaryota; Metazoa; Arthropoda; Insecta; Diptera; Tephritidae. The record is from RefSeq and is a predicted model, not a curated record.
AUGAACCUAAGCUGGGACUCGCUGAACGUUCACUCGGAGAUCAAGGAGGUAAUCCGAAAGGAGUUCGGCUUUGAGCAGAUGACUGCGGUUCAGGCCGCCUCCAUUCCCCUCUUCAUCACCAACAAGGACCUGAGCGUGGAGGCGGUGACGGGCAGCGGCAAGACGAUCGCCUUUGUGGUGCCCAUCCUCGAGAUUCUGCUGCGAAAGGCGAGUGAGGAGACGAUUAAGAAGCACGACAUCGGCGCCAUCGUCAUCAGUCCGACGCGGGAGCUGGCAGUGCAGAUUCACGAGGUCUUUCGCCGUUUCACCGAGCACCUCAAAAGCUCAGAAAGCCCUAAAGUCCAAUUUCGCUCGAUGCUCCUCAUCGGCGGCUCCAAUCCCUUCAAAGACAUCGCCACGUACAUGGCCCAGGGGGCGAACAUAGUGGUCUCGACGCCGGGCCGCCUCUUUGACGUGCUCGAAAAGUCGGAGCACUUCUCGGAGCGGGUGCGCAAGUGCCUCGAAGUGUUGGUCCUCGACGAGGCCGACCAGCUGCUCAGCCUCGGCUUCGAGAAGAAGCUAGGUGACAUUCUCGCUUUUCUGCCGAAGCUCCGGCGGACGUCGCUCUUCUCGGCGACGCAGACCAAGGAGCUGGACGACCUGAUUCGGGUGGGCCUGCGAAAUCCAGUGAAGAUUGAGAUUGGCGAGAAGAGCAGGCAGUCCAACAAAGGUGGUGGUGGCGGAAGUCAGGUGCAGAUGCCCAAUCGCCUUCUGAACCGCUUUAUUGUCCUCAGCUCCUGCGAGGAAAAGGUGCCCUACCUGGUGAACUUUGUCCGUCAGCAGCAGAACACCGCCCGGCACAAAAAGUACCUCAUCUUCAUGUCCACCUGCGCCCAGGUGAACUACUUUGAGAAGCUGCUCGGUCGGUUUCUAAAUGCACAUCAUCAGCACAACAGCAACAGCAAAUCGAACAGCAAAUCGAGCAACAACAACAACAGCCACAACAACCAAAUCACCCUCCUAAAGCUGCACCGAAAGCUGAAAGCCAAGCGGCAGAAGAUCUUUGAGCAGUUUCGCGAGACGGAGCACUGCCUGCUGCUGUGCACCGACGUGAUGGCCCGCGGCGUGGACAUUCCCCAGGUGGACUGGGUGGUCCAUUUUGACCUGCCGCUCACCAUCGAGAGCUACGUCCACCGGUGCGGCCGGUCCGGCCACCAGGUGAACGCCGCUGGAAAUUCGCUCCUCCUCUGCCUGCCUCAUGAGCGGCCAUUUGUGGAGCUCGUUCAGGAGAAGGGCGUCGACAUUGAGGAGGAGAAGGAGGAAGUGACAUCAACAGAGGAAGAAGUCAACAACAACACUACCAGCAACCUCCGCGAAGAGGUGCUCAAGUGGGCAAAGGCGGAGGCCCGCCGGAACAUUCACUUCUACGAGCUGUCGGUGCAGGCCUUUGUCAGCUUUGUGCGCACCUACGCCUCGAAACACUGCCUGUCAAAAUUUCUCUUCAAGCAGACGGACGUCGUGGACAUUGCCAACGCCUACGCGCUGCUGAAGAUGCCGGCGAUGCCGGAGCUGCGCCAGGCGAAGCACCUCCAGCAGAAGGGAGCCACCGCCUUCAGGGGCUCCGCCGAGGACACCCGAACGGUGAACAACUUUAAGGACAUUCUCUACGCGAAGAAGAAUGCUGGUGCGGCCGCUAAUGAUCCUGAGGGGGAUGAAGAGGGUGAAACAACAAGGAGGCAUCCCCACUCAAAGUUUGGCUUCAAGCGAAACCCCGAGAUGCAGGAGAAGUUCGAGCGGGAGUGCACCGGUGGAAAGCUAAAAGGGAAGAAGAAGCGGGAGUUCAUGGACGCCCUUGAGCAGGAGGAGCUGCUGAUGGACGCGCGGGUGGUGAAGAAGCUGAAGCGGGGCGCCAUCUCCAGCAAGCAGUUCGAGGAGCACUUUGGCAUCUGA